Molecule: messenger RNA, 2272 nt
Organism: Hyaloscypha bicolor E
Lineage: Eukaryota; Fungi; Ascomycota; Leotiomycetes; Helotiales; Hyaloscyphaceae
Exons: 3
Coding region: 433-2217 (594 amino acids)
Biological process (GO): biosynthetic process
Molecular function (GO): intramolecular lyase activity; geranylgeranyl diphosphate synthase activity
Source: RefSeq, a predicted model, not a curated record
GGCAACGGGAAUCGGGGCUCGAAGGUGGUUUAUUGCCUUGCCGUUUUAAUACUAACAUUUUCGACUUUUGUUGUCCCGACGUCAUUUCAGGGGUGUUUCUAAAUCAAACUUCUAAUCGCAGCCCAGCGAGUCCACAUCCCCAUCUUCACCUCCUUCGCCUCUCCCAAUUGCCCAACUACUGGCCUACGCUCGUUCCUGUGCUUGCAAUUGCGUGAUUAGCUUGAGCCUUUUACACCCGCACUCGCUCUUGUGCUGCGGAAUUCGGCGUUGCGAGCCGCCGUCUCUUCUUGGCUGCUGUCAGCAGUCCGAAGAGGCCUCACCACAAGUCGCCAACAACACCUCACCUACCUUCCUUUUCUACAAAGUGCGCCUCAACAUGCCUCGGUCUUUCUGUAGAGUCUGGUAGCAUCAUAGAAGAGCAUUGGCGUAACAAUGGGGUUCGACUAUGCCUUGGUGCAUCUCAGGUAUACCAUCCCACCGGCCAUUGCCUUGACACUCCUUUACCGUCCCCUCUUCAAUCGCACAGACCUGUACAAAAUCGCCUUCCUGAUAUCGAUUGCUUUUGUUUCCACCUUACCUUGGGACUCUUAUCUCGUCCGGUGCAAAGUAUGGACAUACCCGGAAGAUGCGGUCAUUGGGCCGACCCUGCUCUCUGUUCCCGCAGAAGAAUUGUUCUUCUUUGUAGUACAGACCUACAAUACGACCUUGCUAUAUCUGAUUUUGAACAAACCAAUCUUUCAUCCGAGUUACCUCAGUUCGGCGAAACCUCGGAAGGGCGCGGAAUUCCAAUGGAAUGCCGGCCAGUUGAUCUUCGCGGCGUCUUUUAUAACGGGCCUGGGCUUGAUUUGGAAUGGGGAUGAAGGAACAUAUCUCGGCUUGAUCAUCGCCUGGGCUGGACCAUUUGCGCUUCUGCUGUGGUCCCUUUCGUCCCAAUUUCUGAUCGCACUUCCACUUUCAAGCACUGUGGUACCAAUCGCCAUACCAACCCUCUACCUCUGGAUGGUCGACACUCUAGCAUUGAAGCGAGGUACUUGGGUCAUUGAAUCUGGAACGAAGCUUGGAAUACACUUGUGGGAAGGACUGGAGAUUGAGGAAGCACUGUUCUUCUUGGUGACCAAUGUCUUGAUAGUGUUUGGACUGGUUGCCUUUGAUCAUGCUCUCUCGAUCCUCCUAGCCUUCCCAAUAUUGUUUCCAGAUGUUCCCGAAUUGCCUUCUCCAGUACUUCUAGUUCAGGCACUUCUCACUGAUCGAUCGAGAUAUGGUACGGAAAGGAUCAUUGGCAUCCAGGAAGGAGUUGCAAGACUUAAGAAUAAGAGUAGGAGCUUCUACUUAGCAAGCUCGGCCUUCACAGGUCGUCUGCGAAUUAAUCUGGUUCUUCUGUACUCCUUUUGCCGAGUUGCGGAUGACUUGAUAGACGACUGUAGCGCAGAAUCUGACGCUCGUGAGUGGAUUGGCAAACUCACACACUACUUGGACCUAGCGUAUGCUUCCAAAGAAGCUCGCCUCGUUCAAAAGCACCCAGACGUGCAUUCGUACAUCACGGAGAAUUUCCCAAAAUCUUCUCAAUCAGCACUCCAGCUCCUUCCGACCCACCUCUUGUCAUACGGGCCGUUGUAUGGAUUGCUGGAAGGAUUCAAGACGGAUCUUGAGUUUCAUGAUAGUAAUUUCUCGAAAGCACUGCGGACAUUUCCUAUUGCAAAUGAGCAUGACUUAGAGGUCUACGCUGCUCGUGUUGCUGGUACGGUUGCCGAGUUGUGUUUGGAACUUGUUUUCCACCACACAAAUUCAGUUACCACAACCGCUCAACGGGAGACUUUGAUUCGAUCCGGUGGCCGAAUGGGAAUCGCCUUGCAAUAUGUUAAUAUCGCUCGCGACAUUUCCACAGAUGCUGCUAUUGGGAGAGUGUAUCUCCCAACGUCCUGGUUAAAAGGAGCAGGAUUGAAACCAGACGACGUUUUAAAGAACCCAGAUAAUCCCGCGAUUGACGUCUUACGGGCACGAUUACUAGACAAAGCGUUUGGUAUUUAUCGAGAAGCCCAACCAGCUCUUGCACAAUUGCCAAUUGAUGCUAGAGCCCCAAUGCGAGUAGCUGUGGAAAGCUACAUGGAGAUUGGACGAGUACUUAGAGAAAAGGGGUACAAAUUAAAGAAAGGUCGAGCUACUGUGCCAAUAAAGAAAAGGUUAGCAGUUGCGUGGAAGGCACUGAACCAAGGAUAGAUCUUAGAUUUGAUAGAUAUCACCAAUAAUGUAAACUUAUUUUGGAAGAAUCGAG